This is a messenger RNA of Lachancea fermentati, 3975 nucleotides long. The record is from the annotation of a GenBank genome assembly. Lineage: Eukaryota; Fungi; Ascomycota; Saccharomycetes; Saccharomycetales; Saccharomycetaceae.
AUGCUGCUUCGUUGGUUGACUUUAUUGAUCCAAUUACUAUACAUUGCUGAAGGUAUAGUUGUAUUCAAGAAUUCAACUUCGAAGUCCAGCGCAAGGCUGUGGCAAGUAAUGGGUAAGCUGAUACACAACUCUGAUAUUCUGCAAGAGCUGUACCCAAUUGUCACAGGACUAGAAGACAGCUUUGAUGAAGAUUUUGAUGGUGAUAGGAAUCUUGUGGAGAUGGUUCAAGACUAUUUAAGUAUGUGGGAUCCUGAUGUGGCGGCCCUACUUCCUUUGCAUUACAAAUUAAACCCAGGUUUCACUUACGACCAUUCGAAUGAUAACUACUUUGUUCUGAAUGGUGCGCGAUAUUAUAACGCAGAUGACGUAUUUUAUUUGAAAUCCUCGGAUUUAGCUGCUCAGAAACUCAUCUCAGAUGACAGGCUCAUUACAAUAGAAGAUACGAUAAUUGGGCUCAAUAAUGAUUCUCCGUUAAUUAUCCUUUAUGCAUGUGAUCUCACUCCAGAUUUUGUGGAAUUCAAUCGAAAUCUUUUCUUAGAAGCCAGUGACGGAAAAAUUAGAUAUGUUUGGAUGUCCACUUGUCCAGCUGACGCCGAUUUCGAAUUAUUAGGUGCCGCUACUAGUUUAACAAUCAAGAACUAUGAGAACGCUCAUGAUAUAAUCAUAAAUCCAUCCCUUCCACCAGAAUUUGUGAAUAAUAGUGGAAAAUACAGAGUCAAUAAACUCGAAAAAGAGCAAUUAUCGGAACUAGAUUUAAAAGUUGCAACGUUAAUUGCUUCGAAUUACGAGCGAAAUGAGAAUUUAAAUUAUACUUUAAUGAUAUUCAGGCAGAUCAUUCAUAACUUUCCACUGGUAGCACAAGAGUUAGCUUCUCUUCCAAAGCCGGAUAGCCGGCUACUUGAUCAGCUAUCUCAUUUGUCUGAACGCGGUAUUGAUCAUAACAUGUUGGGAUUUUACGUUAAUGGUCAAUAUAUGAGGGUCGCAGAGUUAAGUCCGCAGUUGAUAGUUGAUAAGGUUACUCUUGAGUUAGAUUACUUUAAGAUGGUCGCAUCCUUGUUCAGUGACUUUCAGUCUAUAUCUAAUGAUGAUCUUUUUCCUCUAAUCAAAAAAAUAAUUAGCCACUACUCUCACCUUUCACAUUACAGUUUACAAACAACGCAACCAAUCAAGUAUGACCUUCAUCGCAUUCCUGGCUUUUCAGAGAGUGUCAUUUACUUCAAUGAUAUUGAAAAAGACUCACAAUACGAUAAUUUAAAAAAAGAUUUAUCGAUGUUUCUUGAAAAGACUGACUUCGGUGACUUACCGAGUUAUAGAGAAAAUUGGAAUGAAGUUAUUUUUGUUAUUGAUCUCGCAGACCUCCAUUCCAAGGAUACAGCGGAAGCAUUGGCGGGAAUGCUAAGAGCUAUUGGUGUUAUAAAAAAUGGUUAUCCUCAAAGAAUUGGACUACUACCGCUAUCAGCAAACAAGGCAUCUGAACGAAUUCUUAGGAAAAUUUAUGAAUUGAAAAACGAAAGUCUGGAAACCUUGAUAGACUUUUUGAAGGACCUAUCUAAUGCACACGAUACAGUGGAAUCGGAUUUCUAUGAUAUUCCCCCAGUAUCUUCUAUACUUUCCGAAAAUUUAAAGGUUUACAACUCUUCCAUUAUCAUAAAUGGUGAAAUUUAUCCUUUUAAAGCAAACAAUUGGAAUUAUUUGGUUGCUAAAGUGGUGAAAAGAGAUGUGUCUUUUUUGAAAACUGAACUAAGAAAAAUUAGGCAAAGCGCUGAAGUCAAAGUCAGAAAUUUAUUGCAUUCGAAGUCAUUCACGGCCAGAAAUCAAAAAUUUCUCCCGGAUUACUUCCAAGAGGGAACAUAUUUCCGUAUUGACGUCAAACCUUUGAACCAAUUAGGUGAAAGACUAAUACGAGUUAGGGAUGAUAGUGAAUACAACUUACUUCACACUGUCACUCUAGUUGAUGAUUUUCUUUCCGAAUCUGCACUGGAGCGCCUUUUGAAUCUUUUAGAGUCCAAGCUUUUGGGGGUCAGACUGAGAGUCAUUCAUAGAGGCGCCCUGAGUGGUCAGUGGCCAAAACUCCGCCAACAUAUCGAGAAUAGGGACAUCGAAAAAAUUAGACUAUUGUCUGAGAAAUCAAAAUCCGUCAAAACUGAAAAUGACGUUUGUAAUAGCGUUUUAGGGAAAUGGUUGAUUGGCUCAACCGAUUCGCAUCUUGAAGAGACCUCUUUUAUCGUCAUUAAUGGCAGAUAUAUUCACUUUGAUUUUGCAGAAAUUCCCACAACAGUAGAGUUCGAAUCUAUUAUUAGACGGGAGGCAGUUCGGACGUUGGACGUUGUGUACGCCAUUGAAGAACACUUUCCGCAUAUUUUCUCCGAAAGAGUAAACCCUGAUUUCAUUGAGAUGCUUUCUGCGGUGCUAACCCAGAUGUUUUAUGAUGGUGAAAAUAUCUAUCAAAACGGUAUUGAUUACACUGCAGAAUCAAGUAUUUCAAGAAUUCAAAUGGGUGAAGUGCUUGACUUUCAGUCAUAUGGAAGGUUCGAAAGUACAAAGCGAGUCAAACCAGUUGACGUAAUGGUUCUGGUAGAUCCCUUGGAAGAACGGACGCAGAAUUUUUUGAGUAUUCUGUCGCUGAUAGAAGACUUGCCAUUUAUAAACUUGCAAAUUGUACUCAUGCCCACUGAGGAUUUAAAGGUCUUUCCUAUUUAUCGUAUCUGGUGUGAAGAGGAUAUAAAUCUCCCAGAAACAGACCUCAAAUUCUUCGAUGUUGACGUGAAUGUUCCAUCACAUAUCCAUGUGUCCAGAGGCGAUGAUUAUUCAUUCACUUUGGAUUAUAUUGGUGUGGAAGUCCACGCCUUUGGAGAGCAAAUUGUGCCAUCAGUAACAAAUGUUGAAGGCAUUUCAAACGUAUGUUUAAGACUUAUUGAUUCAGCCGGUAAUGCGAUCUCGAGUACAUUGACAAUGGAGACUUUUGGGUAUGGACUCCUUACUGUCCCCGAGUUAGGUAGAAAUUUCAAUGUCGAAAGUUGCGAUGAUCGCUACUUCGUGGAAUCUUUCUCAUUGGAUGGCCGUAGCGAUUAUGUGGCCUCUCGUUCUCUUGAUAUUAAAGAUUUCACACCAAAAAGGAUCUACGUCAAGAUACGUGAAAACCAAUUCCCCCAAAUUGAGCCACCUGAUAGGGAUGACGUGCUCAAUAUUUAUUCAAUAAUUGUGGAUCAAGAUGAUGAGAGUGCCUAUGAGAGAAUGAUUUCUAUUGCGUGUCAGGGCUCGAAGCGAUCGGUAAAGUUUUGGAUUAUAGCAUCUAGCUUAACGCCCAAAUUCAAGGAAUUUCUCUGUUUCUUCUCUAAUCAGCAAAAGGGGCGUAUAAGCUUCGAAUUUGUAAACUAUAAUUGGCCGAGAUGGUUACGGCCUCAAAGAUUCCGCACAAGAGAACUUCAUGCUAUGAAACUGAUAAUGUUAGACGUUUUGUUUCCUAAUAGCAUAUCAAAGUUGCUAUAUAUUGAUCCAAAAGCGCAGAUCAAUGAUAUUGAGCAAUUUUUCAGUGUAGAUUUCUUCACUGUAUUCUGUUUACCUAAAGCUUAUGCAAGAGAUGGGAAUCCAUACUGGAAGGAGGGCUAUUGGAAAUCAUUUUUGGAGAAGAAUGGAUUGAAAUUUCAUGCUCUGGAGCCAGCAUUUCUUGUCAAUAUGGAUCUUUACAGAAAGUCACACGCUGGUGAUAAGUUAAGAAUUCACUAUCAACGGCUAUCGACUGAUAUUCUAUCAUUGACAAAUAUCGAUCAAGAUUUGAUAAACGAUAUCCAACUGGAAAUUCCCGUAACCUUGCUAAAUAAGCGGUUGCUCAAGAAGCCUGAGAAUAUAGCCAAGAGUCUAAGAGAAUUGUCAGAUAUGCACGAGAAAUUUGAAAAAAAGGGGCUUGUAUCGGUAGAGAGCAGCAAAUCGGUCAGCGAUCCGGUGGCCGAAAAUGUUAUUCAUGAUGAACUUUGA